AGUCCGUCCUGGAUUGCGUCGGGAGAGGCCUGUUCGUGGACCUGAACCCUGGGGCUGCUGGUCCUCCCGCGCCCGCUGGUUGCCUCAUGGUGCGGGCCGCGGCCGCCAGCCCCCGUGCGGAUCUGCGGCGCUGAGGCGCCGGGGCAGCGCGCGACAUGUCGUCGGGCCUCCGCGCCGCCGUCUUCCCCCGCUGGAAGCGCCACAUCUCGGAGGAGUUGAGGCGCCGGGACCGGCUGCAGAGGCAGGCGUUCGAAGAGAUCAUCCUGCAGUAUAACAAGUUGCUGGAAAAGUCAGAUCUUCAUUCAGUGCUGGCCCAUAAGCUACAAGCUGAAAAGCAUGACAUACCAAACAGGCAUGAGAUAAGUCCUGGACAUGACGGUGCAUGGAAUGAUAGUCAGCUGCAAGAAAUGGCCCAGCUGAGGAUUAAACACCAAGAAGAGCUGACGGAAUUACACAAGAAACGUGGGGAGUUAGCUCAGUUGGUGAUUGACCUGAAUAACCAAAUGCAGCAGAAGGACAAGGAGAUGCAGAUGAAUGAAGCCAAAAUUGCAGAAUGCUUGCAGACCAUCUCUGAUCUCGAGACCGAGUGCCUGGAACUACGCACUAAGCUUCAGGACCUGGAAAGAGCCAACCAGACCCUGAAGGACGAAUAUGAUGCCCUGCAGAUCACUUUCACUGCCCUGGAGGAGAAGCUGAGGAAGACUACUGAGGAAAACCAGGAGCUGGUCACCAGAUGGAUGGCUGAGAAAGCCCAGGAGGCUAAUCGCUUAAAUGCGGAGAACGAGAAGGAUUCGAGGUGGGAGAUGAGUCGGCAGUCAGUGGUUUCCAUCAUUUAAUAAAGUCGAACCUAGUUCUUAGAAAAGAAAGAAACCAACCUGGCAGCUCUGACCACAGGGUGGGGACACCAGGAAGCACUAACAAAAUUAGAAAUAGUGGUGGUGCGUAUAAAAGAGAUUUGCAUUUUUAAGAACACUUUUACAGCUGAGCAAAGGAUUACCUCCCAAAAGGGCUUUGGCCCGUUGUUGUUUUUGCCAGUGAAUUCUUUCCGUGUUUCAAGAAGAAAAGCUAGUUCUUGAACAGUGUAAAUUAAACCAGAAUUAGAAAAAGCUUAUAAUCCCCCCCGCCCCACC
Physeter macrocephalus (sperm whale) is the source of this 1130-nucleotide messenger RNA. RefSeq names its product autophagy-related protein 16-1-like. Gene Ontology annotation, biological process: autophagosome assembly; negative stranded viral RNA replication. The transcript has 5 exons. Bases 156 to 836 code for a protein of 226 amino acids. NCBI's taxonomy places the organism in Eukaryota, Metazoa, Chordata, Mammalia, Artiodactyla, Physeteridae. The record is from RefSeq and is a predicted model, not a curated record. Gene Ontology annotation, cellular component: autophagosome membrane.